CUUAAUAAUAUCAAUCCCAAAUAACUGUUUCUGAAUCUAAUUUUUCAAAAAAUGUUUUCUGUAAUUCUAUAGAUGUUCUGUAGUAAUGGUUUGUAUCGCGGCUAAAUUCCCACCCGGUCAAAUUUAAGUCACAUGCGCCCCCAACCCUAAAAAAUCACCCCCGUGACAAAGUUUUAUAAAGUGAGUCAUGUCCCAAUCCGACACAAAACGGGCCCUCACCCCCGAAGAAUGGUCCUUCCUCACGCACUAUUUCGUGGGCAACGACCACCGCUACCGCGAAAACAUCAUAAUCCCCCGCACCCUAGGCCCCGUCCAAAUCAAAAGCAAUGAAGAAAAACGCGUGGAAGCCUUCUUCGAAAGUUGCCCCUUCAAAUCGCUCAUGAGCUGCGUCAUGGGCUACGGUCUGGGGGCUGCCAUCGGUCUGUUCUCAAGUAGCGUGGGGCCCACGGCCACCAACGUGGAGCAACAAACGGCGAGACAAGUCUUCCAAGAAAUGAAAAGCACAACGCUGAGUUAUGCUAAGAAUUUUGCCAUGAUUGGGGCCCUGUUUUCGGCAGUGGAGUGCAGCAUUGAGACGAUGAGGGGGAAAUCCGAUUGGAAGAACGGGACGUACGCGGGGGCUGUCACAGGGGGGCUCAUUGGGCUAAGGGCUGGGGUUAAGGCGGGCGUUCUGGGGGCGGCGGGAUUUGCGGCGUUCUCGACCGCCAUUGACUAUUACAUGCAUUCAAGGUUUUAAAUUAGUUAGGUAAAUUAGUUUUGUAAAUAUUUAAAAUUGUAAAAUAAAUAAAUAAUAAAAUGACA
Molecule: messenger RNA, 801 nt
Organism: Tribolium castaneum (red flour beetle)
Lineage: Eukaryota; Metazoa; Arthropoda; Insecta; Coleoptera; Tenebrionidae
Exons: 3
Coding region: 188-736 (182 amino acids)
Biological process (GO): protein insertion into mitochondrial inner membrane
Cellular component (GO): TIM22 mitochondrial import inner membrane insertion complex
Molecular function (GO): transmembrane protein transporter activity
Source: RefSeq, a predicted model, not a curated record